Rhizophagus irregularis DAOM 181602=DAOM 197198 is the source of this 591-nucleotide messenger RNA. Lineage: Eukaryota; Fungi; Glomeromycota; Glomeromycetes; Glomerales; Glomeraceae. The record is from RefSeq and is a predicted model, not a curated record.
ACAACGGAAACGGAAAUCAAAAUUAUUCCUUGAAUAAUCCCGAUUAUGUAAUGGCCUUUCCUUCAAAUUCAACCUCCAGAAUUGAUCCAAGUUUAUUGAAUUAUGACAAUAACAUGACAAUGCAUUACGUUCAACCUUAUACAUCAUCUUUACCAUCUUACUAUGGAACAAUUUCUGGAAGCACACCUGCUUUGGGAUAUGAAAAUUUGGCGCAGCAGAUAUCUGGAGAAAAUCGUGUGUCCAAUGCUCCAUUAGUCACGAGAGAUUAUAUGAUCUUGACAGAAGCACAUCCUAAUAAGGGGAAGAAAAAAAGAGGUAGAAAACCAGAAUCUGAUUAUUCACAUAUGUUUCCUUCCUUGUCAUCUCCCACUUCUACCGAUGGAAUUCGUCAGGGUGAGAUCGCCCAUUGUUCAAAUUGUGGAGUAUUCGAUACUCCUGCUUGGAGACGUGAUUUGCAUGGAAUCGCUUUGCUAUGUAAUGCUUGUGGACUUUAGUAGGUUUAAAAUUUCAAAAUUUCUAUGUAGUUAAUUUAUUAUAAUAUAUAAUAAUUUAUAAUGUAAUGUAUAAAUUAUUAUAUUUAUUAAAAGUUUA